AUGCUGGUUUGCCCUCUUCCCACACGACAACCCUCCCCGCCCCCUCAUGGCCCUGUCCUGACCCGCCGUGAUGGGGAUGGCUCUAGCUCGCUCCUUGUCCGUUAUAAUCCACCGAUCCACGAAGAUACAAACAACCACGCAAGCAACCACGGCCACCUUAGCUGCAACCCGAGAGUCUUCAUGGCGAGCCAAGCUUUCGUGUACCUCGCGCUACUGCUGCUCCUCUGCAGCGCCAGCCAAGGCGACGAGCUGGGAGCAGAUGCGGCGGGCCGGACGCCGUGCCGGGCGGCUGACCUGGUGGUGAGGCAGUCGGCGACGGGGCGGGUCGUGGAGGGGAAGCCGGAGUACGCGGUGGAGGUGACCAACCGCUGCCGGUGCGCGCAGUCCAGGGUGUUGCUCCGCUGCUACGGCCUUAGCAGCGUCGAGGCCGUGGACCCGCGGGCGAUCCGGCCGGUCGACGGCGAGCGCUGCUUGCUCCGGGGCGGCCGGCGGAUCCCGAGCGGCGCGCCGGUGCGGUUCAAGUACGCCUGGAUGACGCCGUUCGACUUCCCACUGGUCAGCUCACAGGUGCACUGCUAG
Molecule: messenger RNA, 579 nt
Organism: Triticum turgidum subsp. durum (durum wheat)
Lineage: Eukaryota; Viridiplantae; Streptophyta; Magnoliopsida; Poales; Poaceae
Source: the annotation of a GenBank genome assembly